This is a messenger RNA of Rhizophagus irregularis DAOM 181602=DAOM 197198, 941 nucleotides long. RefSeq lists its product as uncharacterized. The record is from RefSeq and is a predicted model, not a curated record. Lineage: Eukaryota; Fungi; Glomeromycota; Glomeromycetes; Glomerales; Glomeraceae.
GAUGCACUGUUGAUCAGUUAGAAACUCUGUUUAUUAUUUAAUACUGUAUUUUGAGUUUAUUUCGGAACUUCUUUCAACUUCUUGAAUAAUUAUGUCAGAAUACAAACCAGAAUCAUCUACUUCACCUAAACCCUCAGAAGAGAAAAAAACCAUGAGUGGUUUUUCAAUGUCUAUUCAAUCAAGUAAAACGAAAAUUUUAGGAAAUAAAAGUGUUUUAAAGAAACGCAGAAUAACUGACGAUCAGGAAGAAGAAACAGAACGACAAACUAUAGAGUACAUUUCUGUGUUUGAAGAUAAAAAAUCUAAAAAUCUCAAUCUAAAGAAAAAACAAACUCAAUCAAGAACAACUAAGAAAAGUACAAAUGAAAAAGAUAAUAAAGAUUUAGAUGCUCCAGAAUAUUUAACAAAUAAUGCUGGAUUGUCUUUUGGUUUAAAUAUUACGAAAAAAUCUACAAACAAUCCAAAGGAAAAACGAGAGAGUAUAUUGGCAAAAAUUAAGAAUAGUCAAAAGAAAGAACAAUUAAGUGAUAACAAAGACAAUAAAAUUUUGUCAAAUGAAAAACUUGAACCUGAACCUGAAAAAUCAUUAAAGGAACAAGCCUUGGAAGAACUUUUAAAAGAACCAGAAAAAGAGGAGACUAUUGAUGAGCCAGAUGAGGAGCAAAUAAUUAGAAAGACAUCGUUUAAAUUGUUAAAUGAAGAUAUAAUUAAAGAUAAAACACAUUCUCGAAAACGAAAUCGUAGUCCAAGCAGCGAGUAAAUUAAUUUAAAUAUAAUUACAUACUCGAAAUUUUAAUAAUUCGGAUUAUAUGAAAUAAAAUAAUAGAUGAGUUAUUAUAUUGAACAAUAUCUGAUUUUGUGCAGAAAUAAUAAAUAUAUAUUAUAUGGUGCCGUUCAUUUCAAUUUUGACAUAAUAUAUGCGUCAAUUGAAUUUUGAGUUU